Molecule: messenger RNA, 2452 nt
Organism: Aspergillus brunneoviolaceus CBS 621.78
Lineage: Eukaryota; Fungi; Ascomycota; Eurotiomycetes; Eurotiales; Aspergillaceae
Exons: 1
Coding region: 361-2160 (599 amino acids)
Source: RefSeq, a predicted model, not a curated record
UGUUGGCUGCGAGUCAGGAAGUAAGCAAAAGUCGGUCGUGGGGGCGGUGGGCACUGGGCAGAGCUUCAUUUCUCCUCCAUCUCACUUUUCCUUUACUGGUAAUGAGCUUUCCCUUCGAGAUUCAGCCCCUAAUCACUACUUGCACUAUUUCCAUACCUACCAGAUGGUGAUACUCUAGCUGAGGGGCCACGAUGUCUCUACAGCAUCUCAAAGUCCGUUGCGUUGUUGAACUGUCUGAAACCGUGGGCAAGAAAGGGCCUUAAAAAUGAAUGCAUCGACCAAGAUGAGGGAUAAAAGGGUUGCAAGAGACCCAGGUCCGGUCAAACCCAGAUAGCCUCAUCGUACAGCAAGAUCUGAACUAUGCUCAGGAAAACCUUCUUGCUGGCCCUUUGGGCUAGUGGUGUUGUUACCGGAGCCCUGGCGGCCGAUUCAAAUGCCAACUCAGUCGAGUCUUAUGACUCUAUUGCGACAGUGGCAGAUAUUGUGGAAUACCCUGAUCCUCACAAGAAUUUCGCCAGGCAUGGCUUGGCCUAUGUCCUGCAGCGGAGGAAGCACAAGUCUAGCAGCAGCAGCGGUAGUACUAUAUGGGGGCACAGCGGUGGUAAAGACACUACUACAAAGGCAGAGCAGAAGAAGACGACUACCACCAAGAAAGAGGAGCUGACAAUCACGAAGUCGACGACGACCACCCAUGCGACCACCACUACAACUACGACUACAACAACCGAGGAGAAGCAUACGACCACCUCCAGCUCGAAGACAACUGCUUCCUCCACCACGACAUCCACCACGAGCACCACCACUAGCACAACCACUUCGCAUGCUUCUACCAUAACUUCGACUUCAUCUAUUACCACUAUUCCGUCCACCACUAGCAAGACCACAACUUCCAUAUCCAAUAAGUCUCCUGAGGCCGAGCGUUCAGCCACUGCAAUUAGUUCAGAGUCAACAUCGUCAUCCACUACGACCUCUAGAACGUCCACCCUUGCAGUCCAGCACUCGUCGUCGACUUCCACCAAAGAAACAAGUUCUAAGUCUGUUACAAAAUCCACCGAAGUGGAGCAUGGAUCUACGAGCAAGGUUGAUACGGCCACCAAGUCUGUCACAAGCACGACAGAGCUGAGCCAUGCUUCUUCGACCAGGGCCGAGAUAAACUCCAAGUCUGUCACAAGCACUGCAGAGCUACACCAUCCCUCUUCGACUAAGGUCGAGAUAACCUCCAAGUCCGUCACAAGCACUGCAGAGCUGAAUCAUGCCUCUUCGACCAGAGUCGAGACAGCCUCCAAGUCUAUUACAACCCCAGUGGAAGCGGGGCACACUCCUACAACCGGUAAAGAGACUGCGUCUAGAUCCGUGACACGCUCUAUCAAGGCAGGCCAUGCAUCUUCCACUGCGGCAGUGCACACGUCUGCUACCGGGCUUAUCAAUACCUCGCAUCAUGCUCAGCACUCGGUCACGGCAACCAGCACACAUGCUAUUCAUACACCCGGCGCAGAUCACUCGGUUAGUGCAAGUGUUCAUGUUGGUAGCAGCACUAUCGGAGAGCCCAGCGCUGCGCCGUCGACCGUGCCGGAUUCUGAAGAUGGUGAUGGUGAUGAUGACGGCUCUUCAGAUGACGGCUCUUCAGAUGACGGCUCUUCAGAUGACGGCUCUUCAGAUGACGGCGCUUCAGACGACGGGUCUUCAGAUGAUGGUUCAUCAGAUGAUGGAACCUCGGACGAUGGCUCCUCAGACGAUGGCUCCUCAGACGACGGCUCCUCGGAUGACGGCUCUUCUGACGAUGGUUCUUCAGACGAUGGAUCCUCAGAUGACGGCUCCUCAGAUGACGGCUCUUCUGACGGUGGAUCCUCAGACGAUGGUUCCUCAGAUGACGGCUCUUCGGACGACGACGGGUCCUCUGAUGACGGCUCCUCAGACGAUGGUUCUUCAGACGAUGGCUCCUCCUCCGAUGGGUCCCCAGACCCCACCAACAGCCAAAGCCCACCUACCCCCUCCUCCUCCACCCCCCUGAUAUACGGCAGCUCGACCUCGGCCGCAAUCCCCUCCUCGACACCCGCCGCCUCUAGCUCCCGCCCCGCCUGGGCCUAUCCAUCCUCGACCUUCAGCAUCAUGGCUUCCUCGACACCACAGAUCACGCCGGGCGCGACACCGGUUGUUUAAAGGCCUGAUCACACACCACACACCAAUACAGAUCCCAAGACUAUGGUAUAGUCUGUCCAUCACUCGUUCUGAAUUUUCUUAUUCUGCACUUGUAUAAACAUUUUUCGAUCACAUUAACCAUACUGUCCUUGACCAACUUACCUUUCUUUCCUGUGUCAUACUUCCUUUCGAUUCUUUCGUUCGUUUUUUCUGAUUUGAAUGUAUCUAUUUUAGUCGUUGAUAAGAGGGAUGGGUUGGUUAGCUGAGCUAAUUUGUGACCGAGGUUCGGCGUGUAUGCCUACCUAGUAGAUAG